Messenger RNA from Brassica napus (rape), 4364 nucleotides. Its product is annotated as scarecrow-like protein 34. Gene Ontology annotation, biological process: regulation of DNA-templated transcription. The coding region runs from base 263 to 4177 and encodes 1304 amino acids. NCBI's taxonomy places the organism in Eukaryota, Viridiplantae, Streptophyta, Magnoliopsida, Brassicales, Brassicaceae. Gene Ontology annotation, cellular component: nucleus. Gene Ontology annotation, molecular function: sequence-specific DNA binding; DNA-binding transcription factor activity. The transcript is spliced from 3 exons. The record is from RefSeq and is a predicted model, not a curated record.
CUGUAUCUUUCAUCAAUUUGUUCUUCUCUAUUAGUUUAUAAUAAUACAUACAAAAACAAUACCUAUAUCCCCACCCACUUACACAGACCAUUUCCUCCAACACAAACUUUUCCUCCAUAGCAUCUGAAUCGGCGCAUCUCAAACUCAACAGGGAGAGUAAAAAGAUUCAACCUCUAAACCAGGUUUUCUCUCGGAGACUUUCAGUAUUAAGGGUUUCUUGUGGAACAAUUCUUAGGGUUUGUUAGGGUUCUUGAGAAAACUGAUGGGUUCUUAUUCUGCUGGGUUCCCUGGAUCAUUUGACAACUUCGAUUUCAAUUAUGAUGACGUCUUCUAUUUGGAUGAUCAAGCUUUACUAGAAAUCCCAUCUCCCUUUCCUCCUCCUCCUCCAGCUCCUCCUCAUCCGGAUCCAUAUUCACAUGCUGCUGAUGCUGAAUCUGAUUUCUCUGAUUCUGUUCUGAAAUACAUAAGCCAAGUGCUUAUGGAAGAAGACAUGGAGGAGAAGCCUUGUAUGUUUCACGACGCUUUGUCUCUUCAAGCAGCUGAGAAAUCUCUCUAUGAAGCUCUCGGCCAGAAGUACCCUGAUCAUUCUGAGCGGUUGGCUCAUAGUCCUGACGGUUCUUCUCCAGGUUAUGCCUCAAGCACCACUUCAUCUGAUUGGAGUUUUGAUUGUCUGGAGAACAGUAGACGACCUUCUUGGUUGCACUCACCCAUCCCCAACAACUUUGUUUUCAAGUCUACUAGAUCCAAUCCCAAGCCUUCUGGUGGAAGUAACGUGGCUCUCAAGUCAAGUUUUAAUAACGAUUUGGUUUCUAAUAUGUUCAACGACAGCGAAUUGGCGUUUCAGUUCAAUAGAGGUAAGGAGGAAGCUAGUAAGUUCCUUCCAAAGAGUUCUCAGUUAGUUAUAGAUGUGGAGAGUUACAUCCCACCAAAUGAUGAUCCUAAGGAGCAUCACUCUGUGCUCCCUUACAGAAGCACCGGUAAGAAAAAACAUUGGCGUGAAGAUGAACAUUUGCUGUCUGAAGAAAGAAGUAAAAAGCAAUCAGCUGUUUACGUUGAUGAAGCUGAGCUAUCUGAAAUGUUUGAUAAAGUUCUGUUAUUCGGCCGGCCUAAGGAGCAACCUCUAUGCAUUCUUAACGAUAACUUCAUAAAAGAAACCGCCAAAGAUUCAUCAUCAAGUUAUAAAAGCGACGCAACGCAACAGAAGCAUGCAGCUAGUGGUAACAGUUACAUGAAAGAGACACCUGAUCUGAGGACACUUUUGGUCUCAUGCGCACAAGCUGUGUCUAGUAAUGACCGUAAAAUGGCGGAAGAUUUGUUGAGACAAGUAAGGCAGCAUUCUUCAUCUCACGGAGAUGGCACAGAGAGGUUAGCUCAUUACCUCGCAGACAGCCUCGAAGCACGCUUGGCCGGGACGGGUACGCAGAUUUACACCGCCUUGUCUUCCAAGAAAACAUCUGCUUCCGACAUGCUGAAAGCUUACCAGACGUACAUAUCCGUCUGCCCGUUCAAGAAAACAGCCAUCAUAUUCGCUAACCACAGCAUCAUGCACUUGGCUCCUACCGAUGCCAAAACCAUCCACAUCAUCGACUUCGGCAUCUCUUACGGCUUCCAGUGGCCUCCUCUGAUCCACCGCCUCGCUUGGAGACGCGGUGGAUCGUGUAAGCUUCGGAUAACCGGUAUAGAGCUGCCUCAACGCGGGUUUAGACCGGCCGAGGGAGUUAAUGAGACGGGUGAACGGUUGGCUAGGUACUGUCAGAGGUACAAUGUUCCGUUUGAGUAUAAUGGUAUUGCUCAGAAGUGGGAAACAAUCAAACUUGAGGACUUGAAGCUAAGAGAAGGCGAGUUUGUUGCUGUGAACUCUUUGUUCCGGUUUAGGAAUCUGUUAGAUGAGACGGUGGCGGUCCACAGCCCGAGAGAUGCGGUUCUGAAGCUGAUCAAGAAGAUCAAACCAAACGUCUUCAUCCCCGCGGUCCUCAGCGGCUCCUACAACGCGCCUUUCUUUGUGACGAGGUUUAGAGAGGUUAUGUUUCAUUAUUCUUCUCUCUUCGACAUGUGCGACACGAGCCUGCCUCGAGGAGAUCCGAUGAGGGUUAUGUUCGAGAAGGAGUUCUACGGGAGGGAGAUCAUGAACGUGGUGGCGUGCGAGGGGAGUGAGAGAGUGGAGAGGCCUGAGAGUUAUAAGCAGUGGCAGGCGAGGGCGAUGAGAGCCGGGUUUAGACAGCUUACGCUUGAGAAGGAGCUGGUUCAGAAACUGAAGCUGAUGGUGGAGAGUGGAUACAGAAGCAAAGAGUUUGAUGUUGAUCAAGAUGGUAACUGGUUGCUUCAAGGCUGGAAAGGCAGGAUUGUGUAUGCUUCGUGUACUUUGGUUCCUAUUCUCUUUCUCGAUUCGUCUCCAUCAUUCGAUUUCGAUCGAAACCCUAGCUUCCUCGCCGACCCAACGGAGGAGCCUGACGAAAACGAUUCCUCCACUACUCUCCUGAGGUACGUCACUCAGAUCCUCAUGGAAGAGAGCGCUGGCGACAAGCAGUCCAUGUUCUACGAUUCCUUGGCGUUACGAAAAACCGAGGAGAUGCUGCAGCAAGUGAUCACCGACUCCAAAGCUCACUCCGCAACAAGCGGGAGCAUAGGGUCGUCGUCGUCGUCGUGGUCGAGUAGUGUACCUGUGCAUGAGAUUGUUGUCAGGAGUAUGUUUAGUGACGCGGAAUCGGAUUUACAGUUUAGGAGAGGGCUUGAGGAAGCUAGGAAGUUUCUUCCUAACAGCGACCAAUGGGUGUUCAAUCUCGAAAAGCCUGCUGUUCAAGUUAUUAAAGAAGAGAGAGUUAAGAAGAGUCACCAGAGAGAAGUUCUUGAUCUUGAAGAACAAGUUAGGAGUAGUAAGCAGUCUGCUACUAACGUUGAAGACGUCGAGGUUACUGAUAUGUUCGAUAAGGUUUUGCUUCUCGAUGGUCAAUGCGAUCCACAAACAUUGUCGUCUCAAGAAACAAUGAGUAACAAAAAGAAGAAGAAGAAGAAGAAGAAGAAGAGUCAGGUUAUUGAUUUUCGCACGCUCCUCACUCACUGCGCGCAAGCAAUCUCCACAGGGGACAAAACCACGGCUCUUGAUCUACUCUUACAGAUAAGGCAAGACUCCUCUCCCAUGGGCGACGCGUCCCAGAGGCUCGCUCACUGCUUCGCAAACGCGCUUGAGGCGCGUUUGCGAGGCAGUCCUGUCAUCCAGACUUACUACAACGCCAUCACCUCGUUGAAAGAGACGGCUUCGGAUAUACUAAAAGCCUACAGAGUCUACCUCUCCUCGUCUCCGUUCGUGACCUUGAUGUACUUCUUCUCCUUCAGGAUGAUCCUCGACGCGGCCAAAGACGCCGAGGUUCUCCACAUAGUCGACUUCGGGAUCCUCUACGGCUUCCAAUGGCCUAUGUUUAUACAGUACAUGUCGGGGCGUAAAGACGUGCCGAGGAAGCUAAGGAUCACCGGUAUAGAGCUGCCUCAGCGAGGGCUGCGUCCUGCGGAGCGUAUAGAGGAGACGGGGAGGAGGUUGGCUGAGUAUUGCAAACGGUUCAACGUGCCGUUUGAGUACAAAGCCAUUGCCUCUCAGCAUUGGGAGACCAUACGGUUAGACGAGUUUAACAUCAGACCGGGCGAGGUUUUAGCGGUUAACGCUGGCCUUAGGCUCAAGACGCUUCAAGACGAGACGGGUGGGGAAGAGACUUGUCCGAGAGACGCGGUUUUAAAGCUGAUAAGGAAGAUGAACCCUGAUGUGUUUGUACACGCGAUUGUGAACGGUUCUUUCAACGCGCCGUUCUUUAUUUCCCGGUUUAAAGAAGCGGUUUAUCACUACUAUGCUUUGUUUGAUAUGUUUGAUUCGACGCUGCCGAGGGAUAACCAGGAGAGGAUAAGGUUCGAGAGGGAGUUUUACGGGAGGGAGGCGAUGAAUGUGAUAGCGUGCGAGGAAGGGGAUAGGGUGGAGAGGCCGGAGACGUAUAGGCAGUGGCAGGUGAGGAUGGUUAGGGCGGGGUUUAAGCAGAAACCGGUUAGGGAUGAGAUUGUGGAGUUGUUUAGGGAGAAGCUGAAGAAGUGGAGGUAUCAUAAAGAUUUUGUGGUUGAUGAAAAUAGUAAGUGGUUGUUGCAAGGGUGGAAAGGUAGGACACUUUAUGCUUCUUCUUGUUGGGUUCCUGCUUAGUGUUUGUAGUUUUUUUUUUUGUUUGUUACACAAGAUCAUGUAAUCUUAGGAAUAAUCUAAUAUAUCUUGUAGGAUUUUGUAGCUCAAGUUCACCCUCAAUAUAUAUUCAAAACAUUUUGUAUUUUUAAAGUGUAAAACGGAAUCUGCCAUAGAGAGAGUUUUUGGUUGUGGUUCAGGCUUGGUUCAA